AUGGCAUCGAUCGCGCAGUCCAAACUCGACAGCAUGUACGAGACACCACCACGCUACACCCCCUUCGACUCCCGGGACCGCACACUUCACUCCGCCGGCAGCGAUCCAGAUCCCAUCCGACCCCGAAUCGCAAAAGAAGCAGAGCACGCGGCGGAAGAGGUAGCAGCACCGACGAGCGACCCCCAAACGAUGUCAUUACCACCUAGUUUCGUGGAACGGGGGGAAGUGCUGUGUGCCGAAGAGAUGACGACGCGGUAUACGGAUGCAGAAUGGGAGGAGAUUUUCCGGGAAGUGGAAGCGGAAGUGGAAGCGUGGUUGGCGAAAGAAGGGAAAGGGCAAGGAGGGGGGAAGAAGAAGCGGGUUGUGGACUUGGGUGAGGUGGCGGGGAGGAUUGAUCAUACGCUUUUGAAGUUGGAUGCGAAGGGCAUGCAGAUUGAUGAGCUUUGUAGUGAGGCUAGGAGGCAUGGGUUUGCGGUGAGUACAGCAUAGCAUACCGGACAGAACAGGAACAGGAACAGGAACAGGAACAGGACAUGCAAGGCUGACUUCCACUCAGAGCGUCUGCGUCCGACCCGCCUGGGUCCAACAGUGCACCAGCAACCUCCAAAACACCCGCAACCCGCACAUCAAAACCGCAGCCGUGAUAGCCUUCCACGAAGGAACGCAAGACCUCUCCUCCAGCAUCCUCGAAAUCCGCUCCGCCCUCGAAGCCGGCGCCGACGAAUUCGACAUCGUCCUCAACCACGCACUCCUCACCUCCUCCCCCUCCUCCUCCCCAAACGACAAAUUCGCCCAGAUCUACAACCACCUCGCCUCCCUCCGCCAGCAGGCGCCCGAGCCGAAGAUCCUCAAACUCAUCCUCGAGACCUCCCAGCUCACACGCUCCCAGAUCGUCGCCGCGGCCACCCUCGCCGCCGCCGCGUCGUACGAUUUCAUCAAGACCUCCACGGGCUUCAAUGGCGCCGGGGCGACGGUGGAAAACGUCCGAUUGAUGAGUGCCUGCUGCGAGGUUCUGGCGAAGAGGAAUGGCGGCGGGAAGAAGAUGCACGUCAAGGCGUCCGGGGGGAUUCGGACGUUGGGGGAUGCGGUGGAGAUGUUGGAGGCUGGGGCGGAGAGGUUGGGGAGUAGUGGUGGGGUUGGGAUUGCGAAGGAGGCGAGGGAGAAGGGAAAGGGGGAGGGAGGGGAUGGUGGGGAGAGCAUAGUAGGGGGGGCGACGAGGUUGGAGACGGAUUACUGA
Molecule: messenger RNA, 1237 nt
Organism: Lecanosticta acicola
Lineage: Eukaryota; Fungi; Ascomycota; Dothideomycetes; Mycosphaerellales; Mycosphaerellaceae
Source: the annotation of a GenBank genome assembly